CGGACCGCCCCGCCUAGCUUCCUCUGGGUCCUUGGCAAACGGCGACGCCGGCGGAGCCGCGCUGGUGCUAGGGCCCGGGUACCGGCAACCCUCGUAGGAGGCGAGCCAGGGAAGCGGUGAUCACUGCUAGGCGUGGUGGGGCCCCGGGAAGUGUUGGGACUUUUUGACGCGGCGGAGGGGUCAGGCGGCGUUCGAAGUGCCGCCAUCUUUGGUCCAGUGCGGCGGCGGCGGCGGCGGCGGCUGCUGUGGUGAAACAGGAGGAGGAGCCGGGCGGGCGCUGGUACCAAGGCCUGACCAUGGACGAGGAAUACGAUGUGAUCGUGCUGGGAACCGGCCUCACCGAGUGCAUCCUGUCUGGUAUCAUGUCUGUGAACGGGAAGAAGGUGCUGCACAUGGACCGGAACCCCUACUAUGGGGGCGAGAGCUCCUCCAUCACUCCCCUGGAAGAGUUAUAUAAGCGUUUUCAGCUGCUGGAGGGGCCCCCUGAGUCGAUGGGCCGGGGCCGAGACUGGAACGUUGACCUGAUCCCCAAAUUCCUCAUGGCCAAUGGGCAGCUGGUAAAGAUGCUACUGUACACGGAGGUGACUCGCUACCUGGACUUCAAGGUGGUGGAGGGCAGCUUUGUCUACAAAGGCGGCAAGAUCUACAAAGUGCCAUCCACUGAGACCGAGGCCUUGGCUUCCAAUCUGAUGGGCAUGUUUGAGAAACGGCGCUUCCGCAAGUUCCUGGUGUUUGUGGCAAACUUUGAUGAGAAUGACCCCAAGACCUUUGAGGGCGUCGAUCCCCAGACUACCAGCAUGCGUGACGUAUACCGGAAGUUUGACCUGGGCCAGGAUGUCAUUGAUUUCACUGGCCACGCGCUGGCACUCUACCGCACUGAUGACUACCUGGACCAGCCCUGUCUGGAGACCAUUAACCGUAUCAAGUUGUACAGUGAGUCCCUGGCCCGGUAUGGCAAGAGCCCAUACUUAUACCCACUCUACGGCCUGGGUGAGCUGCCCCAGGGCUUUGCAAGAUUGAGCGCCAUCUACGGGGGCACAUACAUGCUGAACAAACCUGUGGACGAGAUCAUCAUGGAGAACGGCAAGGUUGUGGGCGUGAAGUCUGAGGGAGAGGUGGCCCGCUGCAAGCAGCUGAUCUGUGACCCUAGCUACAUCCCAGACCGCGUCCGGAAGGCUGGCCAGGUUAUCCGCAUCAUCUGUAUCCUCAGCCACCCCAUCAAGAACACCAACGACGCCAACUCCUGCCAAAUCAUCAUCCCCCAGAACCAGGUCAACAGGAAGUCAGACAUCUAUGUGUGCAUGAUCUCCUACGCACACAACGUGGCUGCGCAGGGCAAGUACAUCGCCAUUGCCAGCACCACAGUGGAGACUUCGGAGCCUGAAAAGGAGGUUGAGCCAGCUCUGGAGCUGCUGGAGCCUAUUGACCAGAAGUUUGUGGCUAUCAGUGACUUGUACGAGCCCAUUGAUGAUGGUUCUGAGAGCCAGGUAUUCUGUUCCUGCUCCUACGAUGCCACCACACACUUUGAGACAACCUGCAAUGACAUCAAAGACAUCUACAAGCGCAUGGCUGGCUCAGCCUUUGACUUUGAGAACAUGAAGCGCAAACAGAACGACGUCUUUGGAGAAGCUGACCAGUGAUUGCUGACCCCUGCUAGCCCCCGCUGCCGCCCCCUCCUGCGUCCUGCAGGGCUGGGGAGAUGGUGCGGACAGGCACCCCUGUUUCCAGCAUUCUCUGCUUCCCCCACCACAUUCCUACUACCCACCUCAUUGAUUCACUGACCAAAUCCUUAACCUUAGCGAUGGUUUGGGAGAUGGGGGGUUGGAUAGCAUCUCUUCCUUGGCCCUUCCUUAUCCUAGGAAAAGACGGUUCCUUUCUUUGUGCGUGUCUCUUCCCCUCGCCCCUAAUUCUUCUGCUCUGUCUGGGAAGAACAUGGAGGAAAAGCUGGCUUCUGCCCCCACCGCUCUUGCUCCUAACUGUAGUGGCCUUUGGAGAUGCCCCCUGCCUCCCCCCACCAACUCUCUCGUGUGUUGGAAAGAAGGGGCCCUCCCAGCACAAAAUUGCAUUCCUUUUCCCCGUAAUUUAUUCUAAUUUAUUAACUUCAGCCCAUCCCACCUGAGCCUGCAUCUUCCUAGUGCAACCUGGGGGUUGUCCAGUGAACUGUCCAAGCCCCUCCCAGCCUGUCCCAGCCCCUCCCAGUCCUGGCAUAGCCUGGGGAGCCGGGAAGGCUUAGGUGUGGCCCUGGUGGAGUUUGAUCUUCUGUUUUGGUUUCUUGUCUUUGUGUUUGCAUUCUCCGGUACUUGAAAGAGAGAAGAAAUGUGAGCAAAGCAGGAGGUGGGAAAAUGGAUCCCGACCCCAUGUGCCCUGCCCCACCCCUUUCCUUUAGUGGUGGGAAACCCUUACUUACCUUGCGAAGUGAAUGUGUCCCCUUCCCCAACCUCUAGUGUAUUUCACGGAAAACAAAGCCUCCCAAUAAAACCGUGUUGAAACCUG
Molecule: messenger RNA, 2493 nt
Organism: Lepus europaeus (European hare)
Lineage: Eukaryota; Metazoa; Chordata; Mammalia; Lagomorpha; Leporidae
Gene: GDI1
Product: GDP dissociation inhibitor 1
Exons: 11
Coding region: 297-1640 (447 amino acids)
Biological process (GO): small GTPase-mediated signal transduction; protein transport; vesicle-mediated transport
Cellular component (GO): cytoplasm
Molecular function (GO): Rab GDP-dissociation inhibitor activity
Source: RefSeq, a predicted model, not a curated record